This is a messenger RNA of Adineta steineri, 996 nucleotides long. The record is from the annotation of a GenBank genome assembly. NCBI's taxonomy places the organism in Eukaryota, Metazoa, Rotifera, Eurotatoria, Adinetida, Adinetidae.
AUGAGUGAACAAACAAAUUUAUCUCGUGAUGAUUCAUUAUUUUGGAGUGGAACAGCACCUGUAAAUUGUGAUAUAAUUCGAAUAUUUGGUAUAUAUUUAUGUAUAUCGUCAUUUAUUGGUAUUAUUUGCAAUGGUUCACUUCUUUAUAGUUUUAUUCGAUAUAAAGAUCUUCGUUCCCCAUCAAAUAUAUUUGUUAUGUUUAUAGUUGGAAUGGGUUUAUUAGCAUCUUGUACUCUUCUUCCAUUGACAGGUACAUCAUCAAUCUAUUGUCAAUGGUUAUAUAAUCGUAGUGGAUGUUUUCUUGAUGGAAUUAUUGGAUUUUUAUAUGGAUGUAGUAGUGUUUAUCUACUUUGUGCAGUAAGUAUUAGUCGAUGUUAUAUUAUUAUACGACCACUCAAUGCAAAUAAAGUUACACUUGAAAAAUGUAUUAUUGCAUCGUGUGGAGUUGUAUUAAUAAGUUUUCUCUGGACCAUGAUGCCAUUAAUGGGAUGGAAUGAAUAUACAAUGGAUUUAGGUCGUACAUCAUGUUGUAUAAAUUGGUAUGAUAAUCGUCCAGUCUAUUUAUCAUUUACUAUUGUUAUAUUUAUAUUUAUUUAUUGCAUUCCAUUAAUUAUUCUUAUUGUAACAAAUACAAUAACUAUGAUUGGUCUUAAACGAAUGCGUGAAAAUAUUGAACGUGGUCUUCAAUUAAAUUUUAGUCAAAGACGAAUUGAAAUGGAAAGACGCAUUUUAAGAAGUAUAACAAUAACAACAUGUGGUUUUUUCAUAACAUGGACACCUUAUUCAAUAGCCGUGUUAAUUUCAAUUUUUCGUGGUCCAGAUUAUGGAACACCACCUAUAAUUACUUCAAUUUGUUCAAUCUUUGCAAAAUCAUCUGCAAUAUGGAUUCCAUUACUUUACAUGGGUACAUCUACUCAAUUUCGAUUUCGUUUGGUUAAUAAUACUGCAGUAGAUCAACAAACAGCAACUAAUCGAGUAACUGCAACACAACAAUGA